AUGGUCCGACGCAAGAACAAAGCCAAGGGGAACGAGAACAAGGACACCGAUGAGGAUGACGAUGACGAUCGUGUGGGUGGUCACGACACAGGUGGAACUGGUUCAAUUGCUAUGGAUCGAGGCACGCUAAAGCUAACAAAGAUAUGUGUGCAUUGUCGGCGACCCUUCUCAUGGCGGAAAAAGUGGGAACGAUGCUGGGACGAAGUCUUGACGUGCAGCAACGCUUGUAAGCGCGAGCGCAAGCAGCAGCAGCAGCAGCAGAGUCGCGGUGGUAACACUUUUGGCGUCGUUGCUGAUGCUUCAGCACCGCAGGAGAAGGAGGAAAACGGCGACAUACCUGUAGAUUGCGCUGUGGAAGCUGAGGGUAAUGUGUCAGGAUCAUGUGAGAAGCAAGCUCCGGCUACGGAAGCGCCUGAAGAAUCAUCUGAGGCACCACGGGAUCUGUCGGUCCCUGCCAAACUUCCCGACCACGAGCAGGCAGUACAGACCCAAAGUGGUCCCAAACAUGCUACAGUUCCCGCAUCAACGAAGCACUCAGCGGUUUCUACACGAGCGAAGGAAUGUGCAGUGUGCGGCGAAGCAGUGUUGUUAGCCUACCGCUGUCGAUGGGACAAGUCAAAAAUCUGGCGUUUCGUGUGUCGACCAUGCUGGCCAAACAUCAGCAACGUGGAGUACCUCGAGUCGAUGGCUGCGGAGCGACGGCGAAAAAAGAAUGCUGCAGAAACAGGAGCUCAUCAUGAAACUAAGAGCUCUGCCGGACCUGCAGGAGAAGAACUGCCUCGAGCUGAAACAACGCCUUUCACUCCGCCACCCCGAAAUAAAAAGCGUGGAAAGAAUGCAGAUUCUUCUCAACAUGAUGAUGGAAGUAGCGGACUUGCAGCGCUUGUACAAACGCUGAGAAAUGAGGGUGGUGGAUCCAGUGGGGGCCUUGGAAAUCCGUACUACGUCUACGGUGGGACCUGGAAAGCAACAAUAGGGCUGACAAAGGCUGAACUUGCGGAUCUAGCGAAGCAGCGAGUGCCGGCUUACGAGAAUUCAGUCGGCCGUCCAUAAAACACGAACAUCCACCAAUAUGGCAUAAUUAAUGAUGACAUGUUGAACAUAUGCUGUUCGUUGUACAGUUCUGGCUUAUGAUUCAGCAUCAGCUGCUAGUGUGCAGAAAACGAUGCGCUUUUCUUGCGAAAGUGACAAGGCCAUCAUAGAGUUAGAGCAGCUGCUAUGAAAAGUGAACUUAGUUGGAGCUUGCAGACAUAUUUUGCUCGUAGAAAAACACGCUGACGCAGACGGAAGAUGUAUUUUUACGUCCCUAACACUGAUUUAUUACUUCCAACUACACUGACACUUACACAGGAAUCGAAUCAAUUCUUAUUCACUGCUGUUUCAUGUGCCUCUGACGUUCGUGUAAAUAUGCAACGUUCGCGGUC
Molecule: messenger RNA, 1424 nt
Organism: Amoebophrya sp. A25
Lineage: Eukaryota; Dinophyceae; Syndiniales; Amoebophryaceae
Source: the annotation of a GenBank genome assembly